This is a messenger RNA of Dentiscutata erythropus, 1229 nucleotides long. NCBI's taxonomy places the organism in Eukaryota, Fungi, Glomeromycota, Glomeromycetes, Diversisporales, Gigasporaceae. The record is from the annotation of a GenBank genome assembly.
AUGCCCAAACACAAAGAAUAUACAAUUUUAUUACUUUCUCACGGUAUUUGGGAUGAAGGCUUGCAUUUUGCCAUAAUUGUCAUAUUAAAAGCGUGUGAAUUUAUUACUGAAGUAGUUCAAUCUAAUUCUGCUUUUGGUCCAUACCCCGGAUAUAUUUGUAAAUGUGGUGAGAUUCAAAGUGAUAUAUGCGAAACAGCAACAGUAGCUAUUUCUUCUGUAUAUCAUCAACUUUUCAAAACCAAAACAAAAUUUUCAGGUCCAGAAGUUCUAGGAUUUGAUAAAACAAUUAUUACAGAUGAAUUAUUAUCAGAUUUACUCUUUCACCCUUAUAAUUUUCAACUUGGGAUCCUUCGAAUUUGGAUAGUAAGAAUUGGCUCUAAUGAAAUUACAACUAAUUUAGCAGGCCCCGGAUUUAAAUCAGCCUUCAUAUAUCAAUAUAAUAAAAGUCGGGCUUUGUUUUUUCAAGAAAUUGAUAAAAAUCACUGCAGAGUAACAAUUUACUAUGAAUGCAAUGCAUGUAUAGACUUUAUUGAACAAAAUCUGGAUUUAGUUUGGUCAAAAAUUGGAAUCCUAUGGCAAUAUAAUAGAAAUCAACUUUUUGGAUUAACUAAUCAAUACACAAAAAACCUUAUACAAGCAGCUCAAAUCCUGUGGACUUCUGUUGCAAAUCUGAAUCCUAUUUGGGACAGAGGUAGUGGUAAUAAUACAUUACCUGGAAAUUCUAACUGGUUUGAGUGGCAAUGGCCAACAACGGGCGAAUUUUCCAGAUGUAUUAAAGCAUGGGAUAUUCCUGGUAUAGGUGAAUGGAAAAUUUUUACUAUAGCAGAAUUAGAUAAAUUUCGCAAAAAAGACAUUCAUAAGCCUACACCACAAGUAUUGACACAUACUACAUCUUCAUCAGAAUGGGAAAUGCUAAUGCCGAAUUCAUCACGUCUUAUUCCGAGUCGUCUUACAAGAGAAAGUCUAGUGAAAGAAUUAGAAAAACGAAACUUUAGGUUCAAUAAUAAAGAAAAUAAAGAUCAAUUGAUAAAUUUACUAGAAAACCAAUUGGUGGAAGAUACGAAGAAGGCAAAAAUAGCUCAUAACCAAACAAAUAGUAUAUCUAACAAAGAGAAUCGUCAUAUUUUUGAAGUGGACAAGUUUUCUCUAAAUUCGGGUUGGGCUCUUAAAGCAAAUCAAAAGUUUGAACGAAAGGGCACAUCACCUGAAAUUAGAGCGCUAUUAGAAGG